Messenger RNA from Jatropha curcas, 693 nucleotides. Its product is annotated as gamma-secretase subunit. Lineage: Eukaryota; Viridiplantae; Streptophyta; Magnoliopsida; Malpighiales; Euphorbiaceae. The record is from RefSeq and is a predicted model, not a curated record. Gene Ontology annotation, cellular component: gamma-secretase complex.
GAAGACGAUGGUGCCAUUUUCGUCGCCUUCGAAUCGAGAGCCUGAAGAGCGAGAAGUAAAGUCCGAGGAAUUUAGAUGGAGGGCUUACAGACAAAUUCCACCACUGCCACCGCUCCGGCCACUGCAGCCAGCCCUAAUUCGAGCGACGAUCCGAUAUUAUCAUCUGUACAGGUGUGGCCCACAAUAGAUGGCCCACUGGGUCUCUCCGAGGAGGAAUCAUUGAGCUAUGCUCGCAAAUUCUACAAGUUUGGAUAUGCGCUGUUGCCAUGGCUUUGGGCCGUCAAUUGCUUCUACUUCUGGCCUGUUCUCCGCCACUCUCGCUCCUUCCCUCGCAUACGCUCCUAUGUUGUUAGAUCAGCUGUGGGGUUCACUGUGUUUACAGCUCUUCUUUGCUCAUGGGCCUUGACAUUCGCCAUUGGAGGGGAGGGACUAUUUGGCCCUGUUUGGGAUAAACUUGUUAUGUACAACGUUGCAGACAGAUUGGGCUUGACGGGUUGGGUAUAGUCACGUGCUAUUUUGAAAUUAAAGGUCAUGUUAAUAUUCAUUCUCCUUAGAUUUCUUUUGUUUUUUGAUUGUUCGGUUUUGAACAAAAAUGAUCUUGUAUAUUCUGAUACUGAAAACUAUAUAAUAGUUAUCUAUCAACCCAAGAUGAGCAGAACACUUUAUGAUGAGGCUACUAGCAUUUUACUUUUA